GCGACCAUGCUGCUCUGGAAGAUGCUUAUAGUUGCUCUUUUCUGGAACUGCAUCGAGGCAGGUGCCACACAACGUCGGGCUAAUGCCCUAUUUCCAGCUGCAAGAAGCAUAAAAGGAGGAGUGACACCUGUGGUGAACCCCACUUUCAUCAGCUCCAUCAGUGAUGCUCAUCUGCUGUUUGAGAUACUGAUGACUGGCAUACAUUUUGAAUCCAGUGGAGCGUUUUCGGUCACAGAUGCUGAACUAGCUUCCCUUCAGAAGACAAGAAACCUGAAUUUAAUCAGUGAAGAGAUCAUUCCGAAAAAGCUACCAGACAUAUUGAGACUCAUAUCCGGUCUUUCAAAUCAUACUGGCUGCCUGGAUCAGGACGAUUUUGAGUGCACUGUCUUAACUUUGGUGUACACUGCCCAUCAGAUGGUCAGCUCCGCUACUGAAUACCAAAGAGACGUGUGGGCAGAGUCCUUUGUAAGCCUAUACAAAUCCAUCAAGAAGGAUCUGACACUGAGAAACUGAGUAAGCGGUGGUGCUGUGACAAAAUGACUCAU
Messenger RNA from Oreochromis aureus, 545 nucleotides. RefSeq names its product protein FAM180A-like. Bases 7 to 513 code for a protein of 168 amino acids. NCBI's taxonomy places the organism in Eukaryota, Metazoa, Chordata, Actinopteri, Cichliformes, Cichlidae. The record is from RefSeq and is a predicted model, not a curated record. The transcript has 3 exons.